AUGGCUAGGAACCUUGUUGGUCUAGGUGUUAGUCGUAGUCAUGCAGAUGUAUUGCUUCCAAGUGCUGGUGGUGGUCUAUACUUGGUUUGUAUGAUCCUGAUGUCCCUUUCAGUAAUUUCAGCCAUAAUACUUUCUUGUGGUAGAUCGUCUCGCAAGAAGGAAGGCAAUAGAGAUACCAUUGGAGGAUACGGACCGUCUCGCGAGAAGAAAGACAAUAGAGAUACCGAUGGAGGAGACGAAGAUGGAGGAGAUGGAGGAGGCGGAGAUGGAGGAGAUGGAGGAGAUGGAAGUGACGGGGGACAUGGCCACCAUGACCAAGGGGGCGGGGGACAUGGCCACCAUGGCCAAGGGGGCGGGGGACAUGGCCACCAUGACCAAGGGGGCGGGGGACAUGGCCACCAUGGCCAAGGGGGCGGGGAACAUGGCCACCAUGGACAUUGGGGCUGGGGACAUGGCCACCAUGGCCAUGGGGGCGGAGGACAUGGCCACCAUGGCCAUGGGGGCGGAGGACAUGGCCACCAUGACCAUGGUGGUGGAGGACAUGUUGGUGGCGGAGGACAUGUUGGUGGCGGCGGUGGAGGUUUUUAG
This is a messenger RNA of Prunus armeniaca (apricot), 588 nucleotides long. NCBI's taxonomy places the organism in Eukaryota, Viridiplantae, Streptophyta, Magnoliopsida, Rosales, Rosaceae. The record is from the annotation of a GenBank genome assembly.